Molecule: messenger RNA, 1524 nt
Organism: Manduca sexta (tobacco hornworm)
Lineage: Eukaryota; Metazoa; Arthropoda; Insecta; Lepidoptera; Sphingidae
Product: putative inorganic phosphate cotransporter
Exons: 11
Coding region: 102-1496 (464 amino acids)
Biological process (GO): transmembrane transport; monoatomic anion transport
Cellular component (GO): plasma membrane
Molecular function (GO): transmembrane transporter activity
Source: RefSeq, a predicted model, not a curated record
UUUAUUAUUAGAUUUUUGAAGUGCUGAAACGUGCAGCAGUUCUGUUUAAAUAAAAUCUGAAUAUUGAUAUUCUUGUAUAUUAACAAAAUCCACAGUUGAAAAUGAGUGGUGAAAAAACAAUUAGUGUUGAAAAUCCGAAGUCUCGCAUUGGUAUUCGUCAUUUGCAAGCGAUUCUACUGUUCUUCGCGCUGGUGUUAGCAUAUGGCAUGAGGGUGAACAUGAGCAUAGCCAUCGUAGUCAUGACUGACAAAGACUUGGAAGGUUCAUACGACUGGAGCAUGCAAAUACAGAGCGUGAUCCUAUCCUCAUUCUUCUGGGGCUACGUCAUCCUCCAGGUGCCUGGUGGAGAGCUCGCGGCCAGGUUUGGGGGAUCCAAACUCGUCACCCUUAGUAUAGCACUUAAUGCUAUUGUAUGCAUCUUGAUACCACUUAGUGUUUCUUACGGUGGUUGGAAGUUGAUGUGUGCAUGCAGAGUAUUCCAAGGCCUAACUCAAGGAUUUCUUGUUCCCUCAAUACACGGCCUUAUUGGCAAGUGGGCUCCCGUGGAAGAGAAAGGCCGGCUUGGUGCCAUGGUACAUUCGGGUCCGUAUCUGGGCAAUUCUAUACAGUUUGUAGCUGCGGGGUAUAUUGCGAAUGCCUGGGGCUGGCCAGCAAUUUUCUACGCAAACGGUGCUGUGGGAGUGCUUUGGACUAUCAUCUACAUUUUCCUGGGCUCAGACUCCCCUCAGAAGUCCAGGAUGAUUAGUCAAGAGGAGAGAUUGUAUAUACAGAGCUCUUUGGGACAAGUUGGACAACAGAAGAUACUAAAAACUCCGUGGAAAGCUAUAUGGACCUCGAUGCCGUUCAUUUCAUUGAUAUUCGUCCACUGCGGACAGAACUGGGGGUUGUGGACGCUCAUGACUGAGAUGCCUUCUUAUAUGAGGCAGGUUCUGGGAGUUGAUAUUAAAUCAAACGGACUGAUGUCAGCGCUGCCGUACAUGGCCAUAUAUCUUCUGAGCUAUCCAUUCGGCUUCCUCGCCGAUUACAUACCCAACAAGAAAUGGCUUAGUGUUACUGCCACUAGAAAACUGUCCAAUUCUAUUGGAUUCUUCGGUCCAGCUAUAGCUUUGAUCUUCCUCUCGUAUACUCCUGCGGGCAACGUAGUAAUGGGAGUUGCACUUCUCACCAUCGUUGUGGGACUAAACGUGGGACACAUCACUGGUUUUGUGCUGGUACAUUUGGAUAUGGCUCCGAACUUCGCGGGCACUCUGCUGGGCAUCACCAAUUGCAGCGCCAAUAUAAUAUCCAUUAUAGCGCCACUUGUGGCUGGAGCGGUACUCAAGGACGAGACCGAUCCAGAUCAAUGGCGUAAGGUGUUCUACAUAUCAUCAGCGGUAUACAUUGUUGGCAACACAAUUUACCUGAUCUUCGGAACCAGCGAAAAGCAGAAGUGGAAUGAUCCCAAGGAUAUAUCGAUAGAUGAAGAGGUUCAGCGGAAAGAAGAAAAGGUCAUAUAAACUUUAAUAUCAAUAAACUUGGAUAAUA